CUUUCGCAAGAUAGGUCUUUAAAGUGUAUACGUGUAUGCUGUUUUUACCGAACAAAGUUCAAAUAAAAGUGAGAUUUGGACUCGGAUAUUUAAUCUGAGCGUACGAGUCGAAAAAUUAUACUUUGCUAUCGUCCAUCGUUAUGAAGUUAUCAAAGUGAUCUGAACGUAGGCGGGAUGACAGGGAGAGCUUUCCGCAUUAAAGUACAACUACAUGUACACGCGGUAACAUGUCCUGGUGUUUGGUUAUGUCCCAAUGGCAAAGUGGCUCUGCGAAUCAAUGCGCUUGAUUCUUGUGCGGAAUCCCACGCAAUAAGCCCGAUUCUUCCACUCUUAUUCCAUGAGAAAUUUACUUUCGAUAAAAUCUUUGUUGGAAUAAUUUCCUUGACGGAGCUACAAAACACUCUGGAGCAAGAAUUUUUAUAUGCGGAAUUAAUACAGUGGGCAAUACCAGCUAGCCAGGAUAUUACUUUGGCAACAUUUGAAACAAAUUUGGCAGACUUGCUGUAUCCUACGCCAUGUUUCAAAGGUUUACUAGCCGGUGUGGAUGUUGACCUUCUAAUGGAACCGACUAAAUGUUUUCCUGGUAUCAUAGCACCCAAAAUCGAGGUCUCCACCAAAACAGUUAUCGAAGAAAUCUUGGAAUUCUAUGAUGCAAGCAAAUGUUAUGUCAUCAAUCCAAAUAUUAGCUCUAAGCAAACGAUAUGUAGACAGAGGAAAAGACCGAUUAAAGGUAUUAUAAGACAACGAAGAGUGUGUCACACUAAGAAUGAACCAAGAUCUCAAAGCUGUCGACCAUUUCGUCAGAGAUCGAGCGAUUCUCAUCAAUGUCCUUCAUAUACCACGAGUCAUCAAACAGGAUCACAAACUGAUCAAUGUUAUCAUUCAAUAAGGAGAAAUUCUAUGUGUACUUGUCGACCAGAUUUCCCAAAGUUAGCCAGAUCUACCAUCAUAUGUGAUAAUACUCAUGUUACAGAGAACUGUCCAGUUUGUUUCAAGUAUAAUUAUUAUUUUCCCAAGUACAACGAUUGUGAUAUAAUCAAAAAAUAUAUUGAUAAUAAGCAAAAAUAUUACAGAAAUUUUUCUGAUAUCAGAGAAUAUGGUUGUAUUUGUAGAAACGGCGCAUUCCACACGCAAGAGGAAGGGGUAAUGCCAUUAUUACAAUCUAAAAUGGAAAAUCUUCAGAAAACUAAAAAAAAAUGGUACACUAAAAUGACGGACAAUAUUGAGGAAUGCGAUCCGAAAUACAUUCAAGAUUAUUCUCCGAGCCAUGGCUUUUAUAAAAAUUUGGAAAAAUUUUACAAAAGAAUGUAUAAACAAGCGAAAAUGCGUGCACGAGAGACAGAUGAUUGAUAUGAAAAAUCUUAUUAUUCAAGUUUUUCUAUAACGCGAUUUUUUAUAUCUUAAUUUAUGGAUACAG
Molecule: messenger RNA, 1417 nt
Organism: Atta colombica
Lineage: Eukaryota; Metazoa; Arthropoda; Insecta; Hymenoptera; Formicidae
Product: spermatogenesis associated 6-like protein
Exons: 8
Coding region: 175-1350 (391 amino acids)
Biological process (GO): spermatogenesis
Molecular function (GO): myosin light chain binding
Source: RefSeq, a predicted model, not a curated record